Messenger RNA from Mollisia scopiformis, 876 nucleotides. Its product is annotated as SET domain-containing protein. NCBI's taxonomy places the organism in Eukaryota, Fungi, Ascomycota, Leotiomycetes, Helotiales, Mollisiaceae. Gene Ontology annotation, molecular function: protein binding. The transcript is spliced from 3 exons. The record is from RefSeq and is a predicted model, not a curated record. The coding region runs from base 1 to 876 and encodes 291 amino acids.
AUGAUUGCAAACUUCAUGAUGCCUUCGAUAUCUUUGGCGUCGGACUUCGAGGAGUGGAUGGCAGGGUGUGCGCUCUCAUUCGGUGGCAAGAGACAUAGUGGGGAGCCAAUUCCGAACAGGGAAUUCCUACCAGGGAAUGCAUGGAAGUUAUUCGAGCAAGAGCCUCGACCAACCCCAGCUCCUGAGAGUCCAAUCAGCCUCCGCCAGCCAUUCAUCAACCAAUUAACCCCUCCAAAGGGCGACUUCUCAUCUGGCUCUUCCACUCCAAGCGGCUCUCCACGAGCACGAAGCUCUUCUGGUUCCUCCUACAAUUCUCAAUAUCCUAUACCACCAGCCAAGGCCGACCCUCUCUUCGUUACUGAGUUCUUCGAAGUCUGCAAAUCUCCCAAAGGUGGAUAUGGAGCGUUUGCAACCAAGGAUAUUGAAGUGGGGACGGUGAUUAUGUCCGAGGAGCCAGCAUUCCGUGCAACAUUCGGAGAGGUAUUCUACAUGUAUGAAGGCUUGACGACGGAACAAAGAGUGGAGUAUAGAUCUCUUCAUGGGUGGUCAGCAUUAGCGCACAAUAGAAUUCUGUCGAUCUUCAAGACCAAUCGUUUCGAACUUUCAGGAACCAGAUGUGGAAUCUUUCUCAAGUCUUCUCGAUUCAACCAUGCCUGCCAUCCGCAUGCUACCUGUACUUACAAAUGGAAUGAAGAGCUCGGUCAGAUGGUGUUCACAUCUAUCAAUCCAAUGAAGGCGGGAGACGAGAUCACUAUUCAAUACUGCGCAAAUCCUGCAAAACUCUACGAUAACUACGGGUUCUACUGUGAUUGCCCUUCGUGCCCUGAUCCAACAAAGACCGCAGCUCAAGACCGCAAGCGUCGACUAGGCUGGUGA